AUGUUGCACUGUGACGCUGCUUUUGACUACUGGGGAAAAGGAACAACGGUGACCGUCACAUCAGACUCUCUGAACUGUGAUAGCUGGGCUUUUGACUACUGGGGGAAAGGAACUAUGGUAACGGUGUCGUCAGCCACUUCAACUGGGCCGACUGUGUUUCCACUGGUACCAUGUGGAUCCGAGACUGCAGCAAUGGUGACCUUUGGCUGCAUGGCCACCGGCUUCACGCCCUCCUCACUGACUUUCUCUUGGACCAAAAACAAUGUAGCCGUGACGGACUUCAUCCAGUACCCGCCGGUACUGAAAAACGACGUGUACACGGGAGUCAGUCAAAUCCAAGUGAGAAAAGAGGACUGGAACCCGAGUGAAACCUUCAAGUGUCUCGCGGCUCAUGCUGCCGGGAAUGCACAGGCGACUAUCCCAUCAACUCCACCAUCUCCACCACGGAAGCUUUUUCAGUUGCCAACUCUUAACGUGUGCUCCUCCUCUGAUGAGGAUGACGAGGUUUCCUUCUCCUGCACUGCCAAAGAUUUUUCACCAAAACACAGCGAGUUCAAAUGGCUGAGAAACGGAAAUGAAGUCGCCAACACAGGCAAGGGCACAGACCUUUAUGGAGAAAGAAAAGACGAGAAUGGCACCACCUUGUACACUGCAACAAGCAUGCUCACAGUGCAGAGCACAGAGUACACUGAAGGAAUAACGUUCACGUGUUUGUUCACGGGGCAAGGAGAAAACGAUAAAGUAUUCAAGAACGCAUCUGUGAGCUUCAAGGAAGAACAAAAGAUUUGUGUCGGAUGCAUGGAAGCAGAUGUGGAGGUAGAGAUCAUACCCCCCACAAUCGAGGACAUGUUAAUCAAUAGAAAAGGAGUUAUAACAUGUGAAGUCAAGGUAAAACGGGGAAAAAUCGAGAAAAUAUCGUGGGAGGAUGAGCAUGAGGUUGAAAUGGCCGACGGGGCUAUGAUCCCUCAACCAGGAAAGAAAGGCCUGUUCAUCCUUAAGCUUGACAUCACGUAUGAGGAAUGGGUCCAGGGGAAGAAACGGUACUGCCGUGUUGAAAGUCCAGAUUGGUAUGGAGCCCUGAAGAAAGUCUAUGACAGGAAUAUUGGAGGAGAAACUCAGCGUCCGUCAGUGUUUAUGCUGCCUCCUCUAGAACACACUAGAAAGAGUGAGGUGACCCUGACUUGCUAUGUGAAAGACUUCUACCCAAAGGACAUUUUCGUGUCUUGGCUUGUUGAUGACGUGGAAGCAAACUCGGCAUACAAGUCCAACACCACAAACUCUGUAGAAGGCAGUGACACCUAUUACGCUUACAGCCACUUGUCCGUGACCACCGAUCAGUGGAAAGAGCCCGAUGUGGUGUAUAGCUGUGUAGUUUACCACGAAUCCCUGGAUAACACAACCAGAUCCAUUGUCAGGUCCAUCGGAUACAGAUCAGAUGACAAACCCAACCUGGUUAACCUCAACAUGAACGUCCCCGACACGUGCAAGACCCAGUUGGCAGUAACCAGUCAACUGCAAAUCCCUCAAGAUGAGUGGAAAUCAGGGAAGGUGUUCAGUUGUGAAGUGUUUGACAGGUCUCUGAACAAAAAACCCAAUAAGAAAAUCAGCUUCUGCUCAGUAACACCAGCAUCUGCACAGAUAGUCGGCGUCUAUGUUCAGGGACCAACAUUACAGCAGCUUCUAAACAAAGCGCAGGUGACUGUCACCUGUCUUUUGGUCGGCCCUUGUCUGAACGAUUUCUCCAUCACCUGGAAAGUAGGCGAUAAAAAUUUCUCCCAAAAUGUCCGUACGGAGCCACCGGUGAGUCACAGCAAUGGGACAGAGACUCGGCGGAGCUUCCUCAGUGUGUCGGCGGAGGACUGGCAGGAUUAUAAACGAGUUUCUUGUGAAGGAAAGCACCCAUGUGCCAAACAGGGCUACGAAGACCACAUCAGCAAAAGCAGUGUCGUGUUUCCGCCAACGGUGAAGAUAGUUCAACCAACCGCAUCUGAGCUGUCUAUGUCUGAUGUCCUCACGCUUGUUUGCCUGGUGUCUGGAUUUUUCCCAUCUAACAUCAUGGUGUACUGGGAAGAGGAUGGCCAGAGACUCCCGUCGUCUCGUUACACCAACAGUCCUGCAUGGAAACAGGCAGAGAGCAGCUCUUAUUCAAUGAGCAGCCGACUGAGUGUCCCCAGAAAUGGGGACAAAGGGUCGUCAUAUUCUUGUUUUGUCAGACAUGAGUCAUCUGAGAAAACAUUUGAAAGCACUAUAGAUGAUGUGUUUGCCUCGGUGACCUACAGCGAACCGUCGGCCUUUUUGCUCCAGGGCUCCAAUGCACUCGUGUGCCUGGUGUUUGGCUUCAGCCCCGCGUCCAUUAACAUCACCUGGCUGCGUGACAAUAACACGGAGCUUUGGAACUACAACACCAGCGAUCCCCACAGAGGCCCAGAUGGAAAGUUCAGUAUCCGAAGCCACCUCCGUCUGUCCCAAGUCGACUCCUUACCCGGAGUGGUCCUCACCUGCAGGGUGACACAUGCAAACACCAUCCUGUCCCUCAAUAUAACUAAACCAGACACAUUGGAGAGCUGCGACUUCUUAGAUGACAUCCUGCACGCUGAUAUUUAUGACGGUACAGGUGUGGAAACCUGGUAUAUAGCUUUUACGUUCAUCCUCUUUUUCCUCAUCGCCAUCAUCUAUGGUCUCAUAGUGACCCUAAUUAAGACUAAAUGAUGACCACAAAAAAGAUUCAUGAACCUUCAAGGACUUUCUGCUGAGUUUUAAAGUAUAAUGACUUCUUUUUUUUUGUUGUUCUUUUGUAUUUGCAUUAUUAUGUUUUAUGUAAUAAGUUUAUAAUAUCCAUUUCUUUUAGGGGUGUAGUUGUGUAUUUGGUGUGUCUGUAAGAGGAAACGGGAAAAAAAAAACAUGCAUUUAAAAAAAAAAAAGAAUAAAUAUAAGAAAUAAAAAUUGAAAUCUGUGUAAUGAAUGCAUUUAGUAUCACUGCACUGUUUCUCACUGUAAAGAUAAAAAAAAA
Molecule: messenger RNA, 3010 nt
Organism: Stegastes partitus (bicolor damselfish)
Lineage: Eukaryota; Metazoa; Chordata; Actinopteri; Pomacentridae
Exons: 12
Coding region: 1-2709 (902 amino acids)
Source: RefSeq, a predicted model, not a curated record